Molecule: messenger RNA, 2025 nt
Organism: Macrobrachium nipponense
Lineage: Eukaryota; Metazoa; Arthropoda; Malacostraca; Decapoda; Palaemonidae
Exons: 11
Coding region: 248-1888 (546 amino acids)
Molecular function (GO): protein binding
Source: RefSeq, a predicted model, not a curated record
CAAAGUUGUAGUGUGGGAUUAUGCCCGGAGAGAAGAAAUAGGAAGCUACACAGUCCACCGAGAGGAGAUCGCUAGCGUGGACAUUUCAGCCGAAGACCAUUACGUUGUAAGUCUUGGCGGGCUACUGGAUGGCUACCUCGUCGUAUGGCACGUGGAAACCAGGAAACCGAUUUGCAGUGUGACUGCAGGGGAACCGGGCCUAGGAACUCCAACACUGCUCCAUGCUGCACCCAUCACGCCAACAUUGAUGAUUGUGGGUGGACUGGCGCUACUCCGGGCGUGGACUCUUCAGCUUUCAAACAAUCGACUGACCCCGACACCCAUUCAAGUUGGUCUUUUGGAGAGGAAUUACACGGGACUUCAGAUAGAUGCUAGAGAGAAGUUUCUGUAUGCUGCUACUACUACUGGAGACGUUGUUAAAAUACGACUGAAUAUGGAGGGAGGCAAAGCUGUGUCAGGUGGUCCUAUUCUGUUGGCAGUGAUGGCACCAAUGCCGAUGAGAGGUCCAGGUAUUCCAAAGCUUUCUCGAGCUGCAACACCAGUCAUUCAGGCAUUCUUGGUCAUGAUUGGUGACGACUUCCUGGUGGGGGACAUGGGAGGAUCUGUACGAGUGUACAGACAAGAGGGAGACAUGGAUGAAGAGGGACGCCCUGUUCAGCCUCCUUCCACUCGCGCCCAUGGGACUGUUAAAUAUACCCACCCCAAGGAUCCUACAAGACCCCUACUGAGGCAGCUUUGGAGCGUGGAGUUGGGAUCACCCGUGACAUCUUUAAGUUUGGUGGGUGACACGCUCAUAGCAGGCACCUUCAACUCAGAGAUCCGCCAAAUGCGGCUUCUUUUCAAGGCUCUUCCCACGAGCCUGGGAGCUCGCAUAGGUUCAGGUCACAACAACCGGAAUUCGUCGAAAGGUGGGAAAAAUAUAAACGAAGGGAAAAGCAAGAAAACGAUCAAGCACACACAGUUUAGUGACGAGAAUGUUGCGAAGAUAGUUGUGUCUGAAAUUGCCCCUGAGCCAGAACUGCUGUCCACAUGUCAUUCAGAGCCUAUUUAUGAUGUCUCAUUUCCGAGUGGUGUAGGAGAGCUGGUGGUGACUGGAGGGGAGGGAGGAGUGAGAGUAUGGAAUGUCCGCUCCCUGGAAGAAGUGUUGAGGGUCCAGCUUCCAGGUCUUAUCUGCUCCUGCUGUCAUGUUACUCACACACUUCAGAUAAUUGUUAGUGGUUGGAGUGAUGGCCGCCUCCGUGGGCUCGGUGCAGAAAGUGGGCGUGUGAUGUGGGUUGUCGACGACGCCCAUUACGGGGGCGUGAACACUGUCGUGGCACUGCGCAACGGAAGAGUUGUGUCCGGAGGCUGCGACGGACGGGUCCGCGUUUGGGCGCACGAGGGGUUGGGAAUGCGUAUGCUGGCCUCGCAGAAGGAGCACAGAGGAGAGGUGACCCAUCUGUCACUAGACGCUGCUCAGAGCAGAGUUCUGUCCUGCAGCGGAGAUGGAACGUGCAUCCUCUGGGAUCUUCCAUCUCUAGAACGGGUGUAUAACCUGACGGCACAUACGGUUUUCCUUGGAGGAACAAUUCUGAGCAGCGGUGAGAUGGCAACUGUUGGCAGCGACGGGUCUGUACUUGUCUGGGAACGGCAUGAUGGCGCUCUGUUGGCAGAUCUACCCACUUCAAUAAAGCCAAUUACCUCUAUUUCUUCUACUGCUGAUGAUGGAACUCUCGUGACAGCUGGAGAAGAUGCUGUUGUCAGGGUUUGGAACUGGAAUAAAGGACGCGUGAGCCACGAAGGGCGAGGCCACAGCGGCUCUAUCACUCGCAUCAGUCUGUCUCCGGAUGGGAAAGUGCUCGCGACCGUUGGAAAGGACGGGGCUCUGCUCUUCUGGAAGAUGCCUUGAUGCACCCAGAAGAAAGAAAGAAUAGUCCCUACUCGUACAGUUCUGCGUUCACUGGCAUUUAAAUUUCUUUAUGGUGAUUUACAAAACGCAUAUCUUAGGAACAACAAACUUCUUCAACAGUUUUCUCUGCAAAAUAG